GCGAGCCCGAGUGUGUGGUGGGAGCGCGUGCGCGCGGGCUCGGCAUGCGGAUCGAGAAGUGUUAUUUCUGUUCGGGGCCCAUCUACCCGGGCCACGGCAUGAUGUUCGUGCGCAACGACUGCAAGGACAACUCGUUUGAAUUCGAGAAACGUAGAAAUGAGCCUGUCAAGUACCAGCGGGAGCUGUGGAAUAAGACCAUUGAUGCAAUGAAGAGAGUGGAAGAGAUCAAACAGAAACGCCAGGCUAAGUUUAUCAUGAACAGAUUGAAGAAGAAUAAGGAGCUCCAGAAAGUUCAGGACAUCAAGGAAGUCAAGCAGAACAUCCACCUGGUCCGGGCCCCGCUCGCAGGCAAAGGGAAGCAGCUGGAAGAAAAAAUGGUGCAGCAGUUACAGCAGGACGUGGACAUGGAGGACGUGUCUUAAACAUCUCGCUGACCACGCGUGGACGUUGGGGGAUCGAUCGUCGGUGGAGACUUGGGACUUCCGAAUCCCUGAUCGGUUACUUGAUGUCUCUGGGGGGCGUUGCGCUCUGCGCGGCCUCAGCUGCGGGGUGCUGACCGCACCUCACAUUGCGCCUUCAUCGCUCUUGCUCCUCCGCUGUGCACAGGAACGUCAUGUCACCUGGUUAAUGGCACUGGACAGCGUUUGUGUAGUGACUAGAUACACGCAUUCGGGACUACUGAUGUCUACAAAUGUUUUCUUGCAGUAAAAUGGUUCCUGUAUUCAUGGUAAAGAAAGGGGGUAAGGGGAUACAACCAAGACAUGUACGUGAUAACCUUGGCAAUCUUGUUUUGAUCUCUGCAUUUCUGUUUGACGCCCUUGACUUCUUAGAGCCACACAAUGGCCUCAUCAGUGAAUCUAAUUGUGCUGGACUGGUGUGGGCUGGUUGGCCCGCUCUGACAGGUGGUGGUGGAUGCGGGGAGGAGAGUUGAACGAUCUGUGCCCAAAAUGGCACUGCGUUUUCUGCUUUGGAGCAGACUCAGUUCCAAUGUGUGGUUCCUGGCUUUCCCAGCUGGCUUAGGAGUAGCCUUUUAAAAUUUACUGUCUAGUUCUCUCUCUCUCUCUUUUUUAAACAACAAAAGAAGUUCUGGUUGAUUUCUGUUUAUUGUUUCUA
Messenger RNA from Dipodomys ordii (Ord's kangaroo rat), 1113 nucleotides. RefSeq names its product ribosomal L24 domain containing 1 (gene Rsl24d1). Bases 45 to 422 code for a protein of 125 amino acids. Gene Ontology annotation, biological process: ribosomal large subunit biogenesis. The record is from RefSeq and is a predicted model, not a curated record. Gene Ontology annotation, cellular component: nucleolus. NCBI's taxonomy places the organism in Eukaryota, Metazoa, Chordata, Mammalia, Rodentia, Heteromyidae. The transcript has 5 exons.